UUCCAAUGACCUCGCAACGGCCACGGACACCGCGUGUGCGUGCACGCUACUGCGCCUGCAUAUCGCCGGUCCUGGGACGGCUGGGAUCUUUAAAUGGAGACGGCCACGCGUGAGCCGUGACGUGCUCCUAUCAUUCGCCGUGCCUCGCAAAAGCAGUUCGAUCACAACGUAGUCUUCCAGAGAUAGACGUGGCGGUAUCGCUCGAUAAAUGGACCCGAGGGCAUUAGUAGGGCUUGACAAUCGACGAAUUUAUUGAGCGAUGGAAGAGGAUGACGACAAGGUUUCUCUUACAUGCGCGCCACGACGAAGCAGUGCUCCUGAGUCUAGCGCUCGGUCCAGCGUGUAUCAGUCGGUGCAGAACAGCUUGAAUCAAGGCUCGCAACAGACAUUGUAUCAAAGCGUUCGUAACACUUUGUACGAGGACGCUAUGAGUGUGAACAGCAUGCGCAGCGCAGUCUCCCUGGAUAAUCUCUACCCUACACAUACCGAUGAUUCGUCCACUGUAAAUAAUGACACAAAUGAUACAGUUUUAGAAGGAAGCUACACAGAGAAGAAAAAUAAUGCACAUGAUGCAAGAUUGCUUUCUUAUUCCGGGACCAGAUACAGUUUAUAUUUUCAUGAUGAAAUACGCUCAGUUGAUUUCGUACUCGUGUGGGACGAGUAUCACAGAGAAGCACAAACUCAUCGCAGCGUCGAACGUAGAAGAAUAUUUGAGAAGAAUCUGGAAAAAGAAGGAAUACAAUUGGAGUACGAACAAGCGGAACCAAACGGCUUGCACUUUAUAAAGAUUCACGCGCCCAAGGAAGUUUUGCGACGAUACGCCGAAAUAUUGAAACUCCGACUGCCAAUGAGAGAACUGCCUGGUUGCCAAAUGCCUGAAACCAGCAGUAACGUUAUUAUCAAGGAAGUCAAUUCAUUUUUUCGACGGAUUAUGAACAAAUAUUACGUCGACACGACUAUCUUCCCGACGAUGAAGCAGAACUUUACAGCGGUGUAUAGCAGAGACAAAGAUUAUUUAUUCGAUCUGGAUUCGCCAAAUUUUUUCACACCGGCAACUCGAUCGCGUAUCGUGCAAUUUAUCUUGGACAGAACUAGAUUUACGGAAACCAAGGAGGACGAUUUCGCAUUUGGUAUCGAAAGAUUGAUAUCCGAACACGUAUACGUUGCAGCGUAUCCGCUUCACGAUGGAAAUCUGCACACUCCAGAUUCAAUGCGAUAUCUUUUGUACACCGAAUGGGCCAGUUUGAGAAAAUGCCUUCAUUAUCAGCCCUUGGAUUAUAUCAAAGAGUACUUUGGGGUGAAGAUCGGACUUUAUUUCGCCUGGCUGGGAUUUUACACUCACAUGCUGAUUCCAGCCAGUAUCGUCGGUCUCUUGUGCUUCAUAUACAGUUGCGCUACUUUGUACUACAAUGAUCCGAGUGAAGAUAUUUGUAAUCGUAACGGUACUAUCCAGAUGUGUCCAUUGUGUGAUCAUAUUUGUGGAUAUUGGGAUCUAAAGGAAACAUGUUUACACUCGAGGAUUACAUAUCUGUUCGACAAUCCAUCGACCGUGGUUUUUUCUUUUUUUAUGUCAUUAUGGGCCACAUGGUUUCUUGAACUAUGGAAGUUAUAUUCUGCCGAAAUAACCCACAGAUGGGAUUUGACUGGUUUAGAUGCUCAAGAAGAAUAUCCUAGGCCACAGUACUUAGCACGGCUUGCGCAUAUUAAGAAGAAGUCUGUCAAUAUUGUUACAAAUGCGGAAGAGCCACAAGUACCAUACUGGAAGAUGAGAUUGCCUGCUACAAUUCUCAGUUUUUCAGUUGUUCUACUUUUGAUAGUUGUAGCUAUGGCUGCUGUACUUGGAGUAGUUCUGUAUAGAAUGUCGGUUUUAACUGCGUUAAGCGUUUCUGGUCACCCAAUGGUGACCAGUUAUGCUAUAUUGUUCACUACCGCGACCGCCGCAUGCAUUAAUCUUUGUUGCAUCAUUUUGUUCAAUUGGUUCUAUGUUUGGCUGGCAGAAUAUUUGACAGAGAUUGAAUUACUUCGUACUCAGACUGAAUUUGACGACAGCUUGACUCUGAAAAUUUAUUUAUUGGAAUUUAUAAAUUAUUACGCCUCUAUAUUUUACAUAGCAUUUUUCAAAGGACAAUUUACCGGUUAUCCAGGACAGUUUAGGCGCUUUAUGGGAUCUCGGCAAGAAGAGUGCGGGCCAGGUGGUUGUCUCUUGGAAUUAUGCAUUCAAUUGAGUAUUAUUAUGAUUGGCAAACAAACCAUGAACACUAUUUUGGAAAUGCUUUUUCCGCUUUUCUUUAAAUGGUUGAACACUUUGAAAGUUCACGUUGGUUCAAAAAAGUUGGAAGAUCCAAAUAAGAGAUAUUCAUCUAGAAAAUAUUUGCAAUGGGUCAGGGAUUAUAAAUUGGUCCAAUGGGGACCUAGAAGUCUUUUUCCCGAAUAUUUAGAAAUGGUGCUACAAUAUGGAUUUGUUACGAUCUUCGUUGCUGCGUUUCCAUUAGCGCCAUUCUUUGCAUUACUGAAUAACAUUUUCGAGAUGAGAUUGGACGCGAAAAAGUUGUUGACCAUGUACAGGAGGCCAGUGGGACAGCGUGUCAGAGACAUAGGCAUAUGGUAUCGCAUUCUCGAUUCCAUUUCCAAAUUAUCCGUUAUUACAAAUGGAUUCAUCAUAGCUUUCACCUCGAACUUUAUACCGAGAUUAGUUUACCGUUUCACAAUUUCUGAUAAUUAUUCAUUAGAAGGUUUCCUGGAUUAUUCUCUAUCAAAGUUAAAUACUAGUGAGCUGGAAAAUGGAUCUCAGCCAAAUGUAACGUUAGGUCAAGCUCCAGUCGAGAUCUGUCGCUAUCCGGAUUAUAGAGAACCACCAGACUCGCCAAACAAAUACGAAUGGACCGUCAUGUUCUGGCAUAUACUAGCGGCUAGAUUAGCUUUUAUCGUCGUUUUUGAGAAUAUUGUGGCACUCGUGAUGAUCCUUAUACGAUGGUGCAUUCCCGAUAUCAGUGCCAAGUUACGCAACAGGAUACGUCGCGAAGCGUACAUCACCAACGAAAUUAUUAUACAUCAAGAAGCACUACGAGCUUGCGAAAGGCCCGAGAUGAAUGGUAUAGAGCCAAGAAUUGCAAAAACGUACGUGGUUGCCAACGAGAGUGCCGACAGAUGGAACCGAGUCAUGGAAAAUUGCCUGACGACUUCGGAAUUUGAUCUGGAAGUCCACGGGAGUCCUAUCUCGCCCGUCAGUGCAGUCCCGCGUAUCAGUCCAGCUAUGGUCUGACAGAUAGGUUUCGUCAAAUCUCCGUGCGAUUCGCGAAUAGCAUAAGUUCUUGAAAACUUAUUAGGUCGGUGCAAAAAGUUCGUCGUUCAUGUCAAAAGAUAGAAUUAAUAAAAUUGAUAUUAAAGGGCUAUUUUUGUAAGUAAUUUUUAUUAAUUACAAUAGUCACUUGUAAAAUAUAUCUUUUAUCUAGACAAGGAGGAUGAGAGAGAACUUUUAUUUUUCUUUUUUAGAAAAUUUGUCAGUAGCUUUAAACAAUUGUAGCUGAAAUGAAAAAAAGAAACGGCAAACUUUUUGCACCACUUUAAUAUUAUCGUGAUUUUUCGCUAGUCGUGGUAUUAGACUUGCUCUGAAGAUCUGACGAAAGAGGAUAUUAUUUUUGAAAGUACAUAUAUGUACAUUAAAAGUAUAUAUUUUUAAUGCAAAGGCCACCAUUCUAAUUACCUCUAGCUUAUCUAAAUGUAACAGAUGCCAUAUAAAACUUGUUAUAUUUUUUUAUAGCGAAUAAGAAUCUCUGUAUAAAUUUUAUGAACUUUAUUAACACGUUAACUGCCAUGGGGAUCAUCCGUGAUUGACGCCUGACUUUUUAGCAGCGCUGUGAUCACCGACAUUAUAAAAAAAUAUUUUUUUAACUUAUAAAAAAUUAAUGCCGUUUAAUGUAAAAUCUUGAAUGACAUGAAUAGCUAGACAACAAUGUAAAGUAAAAGGACGAAAUUCAUGUUAGAAUGGAGAUAUAGCCUUAUUUAAUCAUAUGAUAUUCGAUAUUUCAUCAUCAUUUACUUACGAUGAUGAAAAAUUUGUGGUGUAUGGUGAGACAUACAUAACUGACUGGGCAGACAACGUGUUAACAGAAUUGAAAUUUGAUGUUUAUCUAUAUGUUGCGACCAUCAGAGUAAAUUUUUCUAAAUGAUAUUGCAAUAUUGAUAUAUAUGUAUAUAUUAUUGUUAUUUCUCUGGGAGUACAUCAACUUUAUCGCGACGAUUUUAUUGUUAGCAACGUUUCUGAAUUAUACAUUUUUACUACAAGUUUCUAUUAUUUUUAUAACGUUGUAUGUAAAAUAGUGAAGCGAUAUAUAUGUAUCUUUGUUGUAUCCUAUGGUUUAACUUCGGAGGAAAUAGAAUUAAUAAUAUUGCUAUUCAGCUGCAUACACAUAUGGUUAAGAAUAUAUAACAGACAUGUUACAAAAGCCAUAAUAAUCUGUCAAUAUUAGAUAUUAUGAUCUCUAAUUAUAAAUUACACGCACAGUAAUUGAUCAACAAUUUGCAAAUAUCAAGAAAUGCAUUAUUUAGCUGUCGAUCGAUUAAGAAUCAUUUCAUAUCCGAAGUAAAUCAUUGGGCACGAUGUCGCCGAAGAUUGUAAUACAUAAAAUUAUAUCUAUUAUUUAUAUAUUGUGUUAAAAACACGGGUUUUUCUCAGAAAGAUUAUGUAAACUGUAUGGGGUAGAAUCUCGUCUAAGUAAUUAUUAGAGCACACUGCUGUGAGAUAUUAUUUUUAUUAUAUUCCUUCUAGAAGAUCUUGAAACAAAACUAAUUGUUCCUUUUGUCAAUAUUUUAUUGUUACAUACUAUAAGGAUAUACAUCUCAAGUUUAUAAUCUCGAUCUAUAUAUUAAAAUAUUUUAAAUAAAAGAUGAAAG
Molecule: messenger RNA, 4893 nt
Organism: Temnothorax curvispinosus
Lineage: Eukaryota; Metazoa; Arthropoda; Insecta; Hymenoptera; Formicidae
Gene: subdued
Product: anoctamin-1
Exons: 12
Coding region: 260-3262 (1000 amino acids)
Biological process (GO): chloride transmembrane transport
Cellular component (GO): plasma membrane
Molecular function (GO): protein dimerization activity; chloride channel activity
Source: RefSeq, a predicted model, not a curated record